AUGGUUAGUGAAGUAGAAAGAAGUGCAAGAAAUGAAAAGUAUGAACAGGAGAGAAUUGAACAUACUCCUUGGGUUGAAAAGUAUAGACCAAAGAAUCUUGAUGAUGUAGCGUCUCAAGAACAUACCGUUAAAGUAUUGAAAAGAACUUUAGUAUCGGCUAAUUUACCUCAUAUGUUAUUCUAUGGACCUCCAGGUACUGGUAAAACAUCAACUAUUUUGGCUUUAGCUAAGCAAUUAUAUGGCCCUAAUUUAUUCAAAUCAAGAGUAUUAGAAUUAAAUGCUUCAGAUGAAAGAGGUAUAUCCAUUGUUCGUCAAAAGAUCAAGAAUUUUGCCAGAUUAACAGUAUCUAAUCCAACUAAAGAAGAUUUGGAAAAUUAUCCUUGUCCUCCUUAUAAGAUCAUUAUCUUAGAUGAAGCUGAUUCCAUGACUAAUGAUGCUCAAUCAGCUUUAAGAAGAACCAUGGAAACUUACUCCAAUGUCACUAGAUUUUGUUUAGUAUGUAAUUAUAUCACUAGAAUCAUUGAUCCUUUAGCAUCCAGAUGUUCUAAAUUCAGAUUCAAAUCUUUAACUAAUGAUGAUGCCUUAGCAAGAUUACAAUAUGUUGCCAAUGAAGAAAAAGUUGAAUUCGAAGAUGACGUUUUAAAUCAAGUUUUAAGGAUAAGUAAUGGAGAUUUGAGAAAAGCCAUAACUUAUUUACAGUCAGCCACAAGAUUACAAAACACUACUACUUUCAGUGAUGAAGAUAUGCAAAUUGAUGAUAAAAUUUCUGUAAAUACUAUUUUGGAAGUAGGAGGAGUGGUUUCAGAAAGCAUAAUCAAGAAUAUUAUCACUACUAUAGAGUCUAAGAAUUCUAAGAAGAUCAUAGAUGGUACCAAAGAAAUAAUAUUACAGGGGUUCAGUGCUCAACAGCUACUUGAUCAAUUACAUGAUGCAUUGAUUUUGGAUGAUGCUAGAAGUUCAAUAACCAAGAAUAAAAUAGCUUUGAUUCUUUUUGAUACCGAUAGAAAGUUAAGUAAUGGAACUGAUGAACAUAUUCAGUUGUUAAAUUCAUUUUUACAAAUCUCUAAAGUUAUAUAG
Yamadazyma jaroonii is the source of this 1077-nucleotide messenger RNA. The record is from the annotation of a GenBank genome assembly. Lineage: Eukaryota; Fungi; Ascomycota; Pichiomycetes; Serinales; Debaryomycetaceae.